AUGCCUUUAAAGAUUAAUCACUUCUCAAAUUUUUUCUUCCUCUUGGUAUCUUCCUCCACCAUCAACAUCGAUAACCUACUACUUCCUGCACCAUACUAUACCAUCUAUCUUUACCAGAUCAUGGCUGAGCCCGAGCCGGAUCCCCCAUUGCCACCGACACAGUCUCUUCUACCGGAUAACUAUGCUCUCCGGAAAUUGCCUCUCGAUGUUCUGCUCAAUGCUGGUGAGGCCAUUUCGUGUAUUUCCACACACAAAUCAAACUUGUACAUUGGAACCACCAAAGGUCAGCUUCUCCAUUACUACAUUUUCGACGAUGCCGAGGAGUAUAUCCUAAUUUUGAGUCUCCAAAUUCCUGGGUGUGAGAACCACCCGGUUAAAAAACUCUUGGUGGUACCCGAUGCCGAGAUGUGCUUAGUACUAUGCAACAGAGUUAUCUAUCCAUAUACUUUGCCUGAGCUAUCUCCAUGUCACAUAGGAAAAAUCAAGGAUGUGAACGAUGUGUCACGGCUCUCACAGGUGAAAAACCCUAAGGUGAAAAACAAACACGACAAGAUCAUCGUCUACACCUCAAACAAGAUCCGAGUGGUUCAAUUACUUCCAGACACUGUGAAACUUCUUAGAGAUAUCAAUUAUGCCGGGGCAGUAGAAGGAUUUUCCUCUGCGGCAGGAACCCUGGCCAACUAUAGCAACAUUUGUCUAGUUGCUAACGAUAAGAACUACGACGUGGUCGAUCUACAACAAACCAGAAGAAUCUCGUUGUUUGAGUAUAACCCGGAAAACGUCGCCAACAUCGCACCUCAUAUAGUUCCAUUCAUGCCAAUGGAUACAGGGAAGCCAUCAGAGGAGUACAUGCUAACCAUCUGUUCAGUUGCUGCCAAUUCCAUGGCCAUGUUCAUGAAUUCGCUUGGUGACGUUACUCGAGGCACACUCAUAUGGCUGGAUGAGGGUUAUCCAACUGGAGGCGUUGCAGUGCAAUGGCCCUAUGUUAUUGGUCUUUUUAACCUGGCAGAGAAUGGCAUUAAAUUGACAUUUAGCUCGUUGACCACUUUACUGGUGGUUCACACUAUAGACUUUCGAGAAUUUUCUGAGAAAGCCAUGGGUUUGACAGAUGUGAUUAAUUUCAAUUUGGUGAGAGUGGAAGAGGGUGUGACUUUAGCCGAUUCAGAACUUCUGGACUUGCUAGCGCCCGUCAGAUGUGACGGAUCACUCAUUCUAGGACACAAGAAGCAAUUUUUGAAGCUGAAUGUCAUUUUCUGUAAUGAAAACUCCUUGCAUUGUUUGUACACAAACAAUGAGCAUGUUGCUGAAGUAAAAAAGGUAAUCAAUGCUCUCACAAAUAACGAUAUUGCUGCUCUUGAGAGUAGCUUGCUGACGUUUCAAAGUUGGGGCCAGGAGAAUGGGGACUCUUUUGCUUACAGAGCAAGAAUCGUGCUCUUAUUAGUACUCGGAAACUUUGAAGAACUCAAAAAAAUCAUCUCCAAUUCCGACUUCCCGUCAAUGAAUUUUGACCUUCGCAUCCUUCUUCUAUUCGACCCUGCCUUUCCUGAUAAGGACCCUCUGUGGAAAGAAUUUACUCUUGAAAGGAGCUUACGGGAAAUGAUAGUGCAAUCACCUGUUAAAAAUUUGGACCCGGAAUUUAAAUCCUGGUUGCUUCAUGAGGCAUACACUGUCACAGACAACAGGAACUCGAGCAUUUGGCAAUAUUUCCGGACACUCUUAUAUGAGGAUUCAAAGUCAACGACUGAAAAGAUCCAACUAGUCGAUUCAGAGAGGUCGCUUUGGCAGGACCAAAAUGAGGCCAAUGAGAAGCUAUUUGCACAGUUGAAGAAAAACAACGAAUAUUUGGUACUCUUCAAAAUUUAUCAGCUCAGACAAGAAGUGGAUCCAGAUUUCAAUGCACUUCAAAUUAUAGAAUUGGGGCUAGCAAUAUUAUCAGGAUCCAAUCCAAUGCCGGAGGGCUACAAAUUGGAAGCGGGGACCAUGACUGUUGGGAGUGAAACGAUGGAUUUGGUUCUGUUAGUUUUCUUCCAACUAAGAAAUCAUAUUUCUAACAGUGAUCAGUACACAAAAAAGCUCUUAGAGUUGCUUAAAAUCCAUCCAGAUAAGGGGCUUGAGCUUCUUCAGUCCAAUAAAGGUGGACAACACAAAUCGACGCAUCGGUUUAUUCUCAAGGAAUUGGCAGCGACACACAAUAUCGAUACAAAGUUCUCGUCAUUAAAGCUUGAAUACUUGGAACAGUCAUUUCUGGAGCAGUUGGAGGAUGGAAAGAUUGACAUUGAAACUUUGGAUGAGCUUUUCAUAGAAAUGGAGCAGUAUCUCGAAUCCAACAUCGAUUCAUACGAGGUUGCAUUGGAAAAUAUCAAGAUACUUUACUCGACUUUUCAGAUUGAAGUCAGCCUCGCCGACCUGAACUGGCCCAAACUCUCGUGGAUAGAAUUCUUACAUUUGCAUGGGCGCAAAGAUGAUUCAAAAGAGCUUGUGGACUUGUACCUCAAGUUCUACGAGUUACUGGUGGUAAAGUCGUUGAAGAGCAAACCGAUAAAACCAUUCCAUAUAAAGCACGAUGCGUUCACUUAUUUAUCACGGUGCUUCACAGAAAGCAGCAUUUCCGGGCUAAUUUCGUAUUUGCUUGAGAAGGGAGAAUACUCCGUUGCAGAAUGGAUGUCCUUAUACGGCAAAAUGCCGCUUCCACGACAGACCAUAUACUUUGAGGGAUUCAAAAUGCAGCUCAUGGAAAUGUACCAAUUACGGGCCAGUACAGAUAUUGAAGCUAGUAUUAAUCAAUUGAUGAAGUUUUACCUAGAAGUUGAGGAUCAAAGGGCUAAAAACAACUCUAUAAGGCACUUGGUUAGCAGGUUUGGAAGAAAGUACUACGAUGUAUGUGAUCUUCUAGCCAUUCUUCCUAAUGAUUUCCCCGUGGUUCACAUCCAAGAGUAUUUGGUGUCCGUGGUACUAGAUAUGGAUGCUCAACGGACCGAUACAGUUAUGAAGAAGACAUUGGCCCGUCUUGAUGCCAAAUUCACAGAAAAGGUACGCAAGGAGUUUGAGGAGAUUCACGUCGCCGAGAAAUCAAGCAAUUAA
Messenger RNA from Sungouiella intermedia, 3081 nucleotides. The record is from the annotation of a GenBank genome assembly. Lineage: Eukaryota; Fungi; Ascomycota; Pichiomycetes; Serinales; Metschnikowiaceae.